AUGAUUGGAUCUGCGGCUGAGGGGCCAUCAGGUAUAGCUGGCAGGGUCUUGCAGGCACGCAAGGCAUCACACCAAGUCAAGGUGCAGUCUCGUCGCGAUGGAUUCAGUCCUACAGUGAAAAAUGAAAAAACACAAGAGCAAAUCAACAUGGAGUUCGAGGCAGAAUUGAAGCGGUUACGGGAACGUGAACGUCGCACUCUUCUUCGUUGUGCUGCCAAAGGAAUCGGCGGGCCAACUGACGAGCGUGAGUCGGUGACCAGCGAGUCGGAGGACUACGUGUCACGCGGUUCCCGAUCACCAGGGGAUAUCGGUGCGCAACUCGGCAGGCUUCGUGUGAACAAAGGCGAGCACAGCUGCUCGUCAGAUCUGGAAGAGGACUCCUCGUCUGACGAUGAUCCAGGCGACUCGUAG
Molecule: messenger RNA, 411 nt
Organism: Echinostoma caproni
Lineage: Eukaryota; Metazoa; Platyhelminthes; Trematoda; Plagiorchiida; Echinostomatidae
Source: the annotation of a GenBank genome assembly